AAAAUUGGAUUUAAAUCAAAACAACCACAAAGACACAAUCUCAGGUGGGGAAGCCCCAGUUUAGAGCAUAAAUUAAAGCACUAGAUCAGCUUCACUCACUAGUAGAACUUCAAGCCAUCUCUGAACCUGAGCAGAUCUUCAAGACCGACACUGAAAUGAAGACGUUUGCAGCUUUGGCUCUCAUCUGUCUGCUCGUGGUCGACGUCAGGGGACAGGCAAGAGACCCCAGAGGAAGGUGUUUAUGUGCUGAUGGCGGCCUCAAAAUGCUUCGUCUAAAUCGGGUUGAGAAACUUGAUAUUUUGCCUGCAAGCCCCUCCUGUGGAAAACAAGAGAUCAUUGCUACUCUGAAGGACGGUGCAGGGAAGAAAUGCUUGAACCCAGAGUCCAAGUUUAUCCAGGAGCUCAUCAAGAAGAUGAUGGAAAGCAGGCGCUCACAGUAGAAGAACCUCCAGAGUGUCAUUUGUCUUCAAGGUUCUUUCUGUAGACACCCUGAGGACAACAGAAAGAAGGCAGCUGUUCAUCAGUCAUGGACUUUCACUAUGCAGAUAUUUUCUUUUAUAUCUAUAUAAAUAUAGAUAUUUAUUUUACAUCUGACAUUUCUCCACUGAAUGUACGUUUUUCAAUGUGAAUACUUUUGUUCAGCUGAGCACUAAACACUGUGAUGUACAAAGAUUUCUUAUUUCGCUUUGUGUCUGCACUUUUUACUUUUUGUUCUGUGGAGAGUGACUUUAAGUUUUGAAAUAGUUGAGAGUGGAACUCAAUAAACAAACUUCUCAAAAGA
This is a messenger RNA of Pygocentrus nattereri (red-bellied piranha), 781 nucleotides long. Its product is annotated as C-X-C motif chemokine 11-6-like. Gene Ontology annotation, molecular function: chemokine activity; CXCR chemokine receptor binding. Gene Ontology annotation, cellular component: extracellular region. NCBI's taxonomy places the organism in Eukaryota, Metazoa, Chordata, Actinopteri, Characiformes, Serrasalmidae. The coding region runs from base 156 to 440 and encodes 94 amino acids. The record is from RefSeq and is a predicted model, not a curated record. Gene Ontology annotation, biological process: neutrophil chemotaxis; antimicrobial humoral immune response mediated by antimicrobial peptide; chemokine-mediated signaling pathway. The transcript is spliced from 4 exons.